AUGGCGGGAUCUAAGGACAGACCAGCUCAGUACAAACAAUCUUCUCGUAAAGGUAAGAAGGCAUGGAGAAAGAAUAUUGAUAUAAGCGAUGUGGAACGCAAGCUCGAAGAGAAGCAGAUCCUUGAGACUACUCAUGGUAAGCAGAAUUUGACAGAACUUAGCGAUGAUGCGCUUUUUGCGGUUGAUACUGAGGGUGACCAAGUUUUAAAGCAGAAAUUAGUGAAGAGGAAAGCAAUCAAGAAAACUCUGAAGUCAACCGAGAUUUUGGAGUCUAUCAAGUCUAAAUCCAAAGUGCCUGCUCUAACCAACCCAAAGACUGCUAACAAGAAACAUGAUAAGAUCCAAGGGGUAUCAAAGAAAGAACUGGACAGAUUACUUGCUUUAGCUGGUAAAAAAAUUGGUGAAAGUAAGUUGAAAGCAAGAGUUGCAAAAGAAGGUCUUGUGAAGUCAGGAUCCCUUGAUUUAUGGGGCGAAGAUGCUGGUAAGGAGGUUAAAGUACCAUCUGGACUGAAGCUUAAGAUAGCACCAGAAGAAGUAGAGAAACUUCCAAAUGGAUUCUUAAAACAGUCUACAACUAGUUGGUCCGUCGCAACUGUUAAGCCGGAUUCCAUUGCUCGCGUGCCAGAAAUUGUCAAAGAAAGAGAUGUCAUUCCACAUGCAGGAAAGUCAUAUAAUCCAAGCAAAGAAGAAUGGGAGGCUCUUAUAAGUACUGAAUAUGAGGGUGAGCUGAUAAAUGAACAGCGCAGGAUAGCUUUAGAACAAUAUAAACAACGAAUUCAACACUUGAUGGAUACUAUUGAAGAUAAGGAGGAAGAGGACUCCGAUUCAGAAGAAGAAAAUGAAUCAGAACUUGAUGAUAAAGACCUUUCAGAAGAGGGAGAAGAGACUAAGUUGUCUCUGAAUCCAGCAACUAAGAAUAAAAAGAAAACGAAAUAUCAGAGAAAUAAACAAAGAAGACACGAAGAAAAAGUCAAACUUCAGCAAGAAUUAAAGAAAUUGAAGGAAAAGGUUCUCAAACUUGAAAAAUUAGAGGAAAUUCAGCAGGAAGUGGAAUCCACCGUCCCAAAUCCGGUCUCUACAGCCGGAAAAGUUAAAAAGAACAAGAAGCAUAAGCUUGGUACUAAACAUUCCGUCAUGGAAGACAAUUUAGAGGUGAAAUUCUCAGAUGAACUAUCAGAUUCAUUAAGAAAAUUAAGACCAGAAGGUAAUCUGCUAUAUGACACUGUGAGAGCAUUACAAAGUUCUGGUAGGGUAGAAUCUCGUAUCCCUAUUAGAAAAGGUAGAAGAUAUAAACCAAGAGUCACUGAGAAAUGGACUUACAAGGACUUCAAAUAG
Molecule: messenger RNA, 1335 nt
Organism: Kluyveromyces lactis
Lineage: Eukaryota; Fungi; Ascomycota; Saccharomycetes; Saccharomycetales; Saccharomycetaceae
Gene: NOP53
Product: Nop53p
Exons: 1
Coding region: 1-1335 (444 amino acids)
Biological process (GO): ribosomal large subunit assembly; rRNA processing
Cellular component (GO): nucleolus
Molecular function (GO): 5S rRNA binding
Source: RefSeq, a predicted model, not a curated record